Molecule: messenger RNA, 2485 nt
Organism: Amphibalanus amphitrite
Lineage: Eukaryota; Metazoa; Arthropoda; Thecostraca; Balanomorpha; Balanidae
Product: SET domain-containing protein SmydA-8-like
Exons: 5
Coding region: 537-1991 (484 amino acids)
Molecular function (GO): protein binding
Source: RefSeq, a predicted model, not a curated record
GAGUUCUCGGCUCUUCUGGAGACGUCGCCUGGUUACGACCUAAACACCGCACCAGCUGGCGAGCCUGAGUCACCGUGCAGGGUGACAUGGGCGCCAGCCAACACCAACACGGAUCGUCGCGACUGUUACUGUCGCUUUCCGCUCGAGCGCUGAUGAAACUCACCAAAUGGACCGGGUGCUUGUCAGCGUAAGUUUUCGGACUGCGCAGCUAGUUGUGGCGGUGAGAAAUACGGUCCGACAUUCUGCUCAGCAGGGCCUGCACACCAGACGGUCGUUUUCCCCGUGCCGACCGCGACUGCCCGACGCGCCAUCGGUCUUCCUGCACUGCCAAAAAUAUGCCCCCGGGGCAGAGCCGCAGCGCCAGGCGCGCCGCCGACCGCUCGCUAUGUCAGUAACGAGCGAACCGCGAUCGCGAACGCGACGUACGUAGCCUGCUCUCGGCUUGGCACAGCGUGGGCUGUCUACUUUGUCAAAGAUCAGCUUUGGACUGGUUGAAUGCGAUCAAGACACGUCUAUCAAGGAUACCACUAAUCGCGAUGGAUCAAAUCGGCUCUGUGUCUGUCCUGGACGACUAUCUUCACAACAUUGUCGGCGAAGAGGCACACGUGCGUAUAGCUUUUGAUGAGUGUGUGGGACGUCACCUGGUAGCAACCCGUGACCUCGCCGUGGGUCAGGUCAUCGCCCGCGAGACGCAGGCCAUCUCGGCGCCUCAGAGUGGACGUCUUUGUGUCGGAUGUCAGCGCCGUCCUGCCGGCUCCGAAGGUUGUCCCCGCUGUGGGUGGCCGCUCUGUAAUAUUUGUGCGGAUAAGGUGGAGAGCGGCAGUCUGUCGUCUUCGUGGCUGCAUGUAGAGUGUGAAAUCCUGACACCGCUGCGCGAGAAGCGUCCGUGGCAGACAUGGCGUGCGCCCGGUGCGGUGCUGGGAGUCCUGCGUUGCCUUCUGCUGCGCAAAGAGCGACCCGACGUCUGGGCUGCCGUUGACUGUCUCCAGGACAACGUCACGAAUCUCGGCCGCACUCCGUGGCUGCAGGGAUGUCUGCAGAACAUCAUCGCGCCGAUCCAGAACGAUUGCGGCCUGAAUGAGUCCGUGCGAACUCUAGCACACAUCGCCGGGGUGCUAGACACCAACUCCUUCGCGGUAUCGGCUGCAGAUGGCAUGUCUGCCAGAGCGCUAUACCCACUCCUCUGCCUGAUGGCUCACGACUGCUCCCCAAACACCAACCGCUUCUUCGACUCUGGUGUGACCACACUGAUCGCCACCAGACCCAUAGCAGUCGGAGAGCGCGUCCUCACGUCCUACACCUCCCUGCUCUGGGGAACGGACGCCAGACGCUCCCACCUCGCCGCCACAAAGUUCUUCCACUGCACCUGUCGUCGAUGCGAACAGCCCAGCGAGCUCGACGCUGAGGUGACGUCUCUGGCCUGCCACAAAGAUGUCGACGAUGGCAGCGUCUGCGGAGGUAGACGAUCGUGCCGUCGUGUCGGGGACGACGAGGUCUGGGAAUGCGACCGGUGUGGGUUCAGGAUGCCGGCAGCCAAGGUGCGCACGCUGCACCAGAUGCUGGCGAUGACGCUGGGCAGGACUCUGGAGCUGCGGGACGUGGAGAAGGCGGAGCGCUGGGCGGAGGCACACCGGGAGGUGCUGGCUGAGAACCAUCACUUUCUGCUGGAGGCGCGUCUGUUGCUUGUGGACCUGUACGCGGAGAGAAAGGAAGGUGAUGUUAUCGAGAACAACAGAAAGCGACGACGUCUCUGCGAAGGCCUGCUGGACAUCACUUCCAGGCUGGAUCCGGGCCCCACUCGCAUGAGAGGGAAGCUCCUCUGCCACCUGGUCGAGAGCACUGUGCUGGCUGGCGACCCUCGGCAGAAGCCAGACUCGUGGUACGUGGCAUUGGCUGAUGAGGCGGUGGCCAUCCUUCGCUACGACGGCCUCCUGCGUCCACUGGCAGAGCGAGUUAGGGAGCUGGUCAGGGCUCGGAUGCCUGCUACCUGAGCGCCACCUACAUCCAGAGUGCGCGACCCGCGCGCUACCUGUGCUCGAGCCUCGAAGCUGCUGGCCUGUUGUCCACUACCUGAUGCGGCUCACUGUCGCUGAGUGUCGUGUAUGUCUUUGUCGAAAAAAACGGCUGUCACGUUUUUGCAGUCCAGUGGCUGCCUUCAAAUAAAAUAAGGUUAGAUGAUUAUUAUCACGCCAUAGCACAUUAUUUGUAACUUUCCAGGAAAGUCUUCAUGCAUGACAACCAGAUAGGCAGCUUUUUUACUGAUGAGUCUUGUGCCGAACUGCCUAAAAUUGAUAUGAAGGUAGAAGUGAACCCAUGAUGAUAGGAUACGGCUAGAUGGAUACAUCAGUUGUUAUCUGCGAGUACCUCUUGUUUUGUAUUUUGAAACGAGUGAUCUAAUAUCACUUGGUUUAUGUGCUGGAACUUAUCACAUACACAAUACCUUUAUCGAGCGAAAACUUGAUAUAGAAAUCAAUACCGGUAAGAA